AUGGAUCAAUCAUCGGAUUCGAACUCUUCAAUCAAUACUUCAACGGAUAAGGCCAUUAUUACUUCUAAUAUUCAGCAAACAUUUUCAAUGGAUACUGUACCAAGCUUUCAAACUGAAGAAGAUGUGAAUGAUUAUUUGGAAACAGCAGUCUCAAUUCCAUAUUUACAGAUGAUUGAUUCAAUGGGUAAUCUUGCAUCAAAUUUUCAAAGCUCUUCUACAACAGUACCAGCUAAAAAGAUUGGUGAUUUUGAGUUCUUUUCGAAAACUACAGAAAAAUGGAGCUCUCUAAAACACAAGGUAAAUCCCAGUCUAAAAGAUGAUUUUGAAUCUGUGUUGCUUCAAAUGGCUACUUUGUGUCCUAAAUUGGGUAUUCAUAUAAAAGGUUCACAAGAUGAUAUUAAUGAUGCAAUGGUUUUGGAUUCUUUGAUUGGGCCAUAUUCAAUUACUCUCCUGUGUAAAAAUAUCUCUGAUUCUUUUGAUUGGAUGUUUACUGGUGUGUAUGCACCUUGUGCUUCUAACACUGAAGAAGUUAAGUUAUUUUGGAGAGAAAUUGAGGAAGUUAGAUAUUUUUGGAGUUAUCCAUGGGUUAUAGGAGGAGAUUUUAAUGAAAUAAGAUUCACUCAUGAAAGAUCUUCUGGAGGACAAACUUGGACAAACAAUCAAACUCAUAGUAUUAGAAGCAGAAUAGAUAGAAUUCUUAUCUCUCCAGAUUGGGAAGUUGUUCAUCCUCAAGUUUUGCAACAAGCUCUUGCACGGCCUUGUUCUGAUCACAAUCCAAUUGCACUUAAUUUCCAGGGUUUGAAGCAUGGUCCACCUCCAUUCCGCUGUGAGUAUUUUUGGUUCUCUCAUCCAAAUUUUCUUAACUUUGCCAAAGAUAUGUGGCUCUCUUUUUCUGUUACAGGAAGUGGUGGCUACAUCUUUUGUAAAAAGCUUCCUUUAUUAAAGAUUAAGCUUAAAGAGUGGAGUAAAGCGGAAUAUGGUGAGGUUGAAAGAAGGCUUGAGGAGCUGGAGGAUAUCUUUGUAAAUCUAGAUGCAACUGAAGAUGCAAAUAAUGGUCUCAUUGAGGACCAAUGGGAAAAAAGAGCACAAGCCAAACAAGAGUAUUGCAAGCUGACAUUUAUCAAUGCUGAGAAGAUGAGAAGCAGGGCUAGAGUGACACAUAUCAAAGACUUUGAGAAUAACACAAAAAAAUUUCACAGGUUAGCUAAUGACAGAAGGAGAAGAAGCUUUGUUGGCUCUAUAAAAGUUGAUGGUGUUCUUACAAAUGAUGAAGCAGAAAUUAAAGAAGGUAUUGUUUCUUAUUUUCAAAAUAUAUUUCAAACUCAAAGUCAGAGAAAUGUUUUCAUGGAAGGUAUGAGUUUCAACAAGAUCACUGAGGAGAUGAAUGCAGUACUUCAAAGAGAUUUUGAAGAAGAAGAAGAAUGUCUUGCAGCAAUUAAAAUGUUGGGUAAACUCAAAGCUCCAGGGCCAGAUGGUUUUCCUGUCAAAUUUUAUCUGCUCUGUUGGGAUUUUAUCAAAGAGGAUUUCUUGAACAUCAUGUCUGAAUUUCAAAAUAAAGACUUCUUAGAUUGGAGAUUGAAGAACACCUUCAUUGCUCUGAUUCCUAAAAAAGACACCAUUUAA
This is a messenger RNA of Papaver somniferum (opium poppy), 1623 nucleotides long. RefSeq lists its product as uncharacterized. Gene Ontology annotation, molecular function: catalytic activity. Lineage: Eukaryota; Viridiplantae; Streptophyta; Magnoliopsida; Ranunculales; Papaveraceae. The record is from RefSeq and is a predicted model, not a curated record. The coding region runs from base 1 to 1623 and encodes 540 amino acids. The transcript is spliced from 3 exons.